GUUGAGUUGGAGUGCACUGUUAUUUGACUUAACAGAUGUCCUCCAAGGAUCACAAUGGCAAAAAUGAUGGCUGUAUCUGCUUUAAAUCGUCGUCAGUAAUCACAUACGUCACACAAUCGAUCGACAAGUCGUCAGCAUGCUGGCCAGGAAAGGUCUCCUUCCAGACGGCUUCCUGCUGACCCGCCUGGCCGAAGACCAGAACCAGCCCAACCGCAGCCGCUUCAGGACUCAAAGGGCCCGCUUCAUCACCAAGACGGGCUCGUGCAAUGUGGCCCACAAGAACAUCAGAGAGCAGGGUCGCUUCCUGCAGGAUGUCUUCACCACCAUGGUGGAUCUGAAGUGGCAGCACUCCCUCCUUAUCUUCACCUCAGCGUUCCUCUGCUCCUGGAUGCUCUUCGCCAUGGUCUGGUGGCUCCUGGCCUUUGCGCAUGGAGACCUGCAGCCCCGGAACCCCGACGGAGAACCGGGGCCCGUUCCCUGCGUCACCGCCAUCAAUUCGUUUACUUCGGCCUUCCUCUUCUCCAUUGAGGUCCAGGUGACCAUUGGUUUUGGCGGCAGGAUGGUGACAGAGGAGUGUCCCGUGGCCAUCAUCAUGCUCAUCAUCCAAAACAUACUUGGCCUGAUCAUCAAUGCUGUCAUGCUGGGCUGCGUUUUCAUGAAGACGGCGCAGGCCAACCGCCGGGCCGAAACGCUCAUCUUCUCCAGAAACGCCGUCAUCGCCCCACGAAAUGGUCGGCCCACGCUCAUGUUCCGGGUGGGUGACUUGAGGAAAAGCAUGAUCAUCUCGGCCACCGUCCAGCUGCAGGUCAUCCGGCGGACGGUGACGGCGGAGGGUGAGGUGAUCCCAGUGAGCCAACUGGACAUCCAAGUGGAGAACCCACUGAGGAGCAACGGUGUCUUCCUGGUGUCACCGCUCAUCAUCAGCCACACAUUGGAGAGAGGAAGCCCGCUCUACGAGCUGUCGGCGCAGUCGCUGACCUCCGCUGACAUCGAGAUCAUCGUUAUCCUGGAAGGUGUAGUGGAAACGACGGGCAUCAGCAUGCAGGCUCGGACCUCAUACAUCCCUGAGGAGAUCUUGUGGGGGAGACGCUUUGUGUCCAUCGUGAGCGAGGAGGACGGCCGCUACUGCGUCGACUACUCCAAGUUCGGCAACACGGUCCCCAUCCGGAUGUCGUCCCUGAGCGCCAAAGAGCUGGACCAGACGCGGGGGAUCCAGGAGGGCACGCCCGACGUGCAGCUGCAGGGCUGGGGGCUGGUCCGAGCCGGGAGGGGCGGCUUCCGCCGGGGGGGCCGCGCCUGCGAUGGUGCUGCCUCCCAGCCCUGGUACACUCCAUCGGAGAAGGAAGUGGAGCAAGUAGGGCAGAAGAAGACGGUGCAGCUGGAAGUGAUAGGACGCCAGACGGAGGAAUGAUGAGCAAUAAAGUUUGACACUCAGGCCACACCCCUUUGUGCUGACAAGACGAGAAAAGACAACAACAACAUGAGCUUUCUUAGUUUAUUUGCAGUCAUGUGACAUUUUCACAGCCAGCACACAAGGACACAGAGAAGUGAGCCAAUCAGGAGUGUGACGGGUGUUGCCACGGUGACUGCCUUGCUGGAGUUGCAUAGGUUGCUGCUGCAGCAGCGGUACGUGAACGCCGACAUGGCGGGGAACAUCUGGGAGAGGCGUGAAUUGUCACAGUCUGUGUACCUGAUGCAUUGACGGAUGGUCUUCCCUCCUGGAUGUGCACACACACACACACACACACACACACACACAGAGUGAUGAGUCCAGAAGAGUCAGAGUAGCAAAGGACACAUGACCUUCUACCUCUCUCGCUCAGAGACAAGCAGGCAUCCUCGUAUGUGCACUCCUGCACAUUGUGACAGCGGCCCGUGUAGUCAGCGCACUUGUAACAGCGAAGAGCGUCCCCUAGAGAGACACAUUUGUGCUUAAAAAACAUGUUCAAAUGCUACUAAACAUGCUGAAAUGAUGACUCACCUUCACGUAUCAUCAUCACGGUGGCCGCGCACAGCAGCAGGAAGAGAGAGCAGAAAGAGCUGCAACGUGACAUGUCGUCGUCUUCUUCCAGCUGGACUGAACUGGGGAACAGGCUGGCAGCGCAAUGAGGAGCGCACACACUGAAGACUGCUUUGUGGUCCACGCACAAAAGACACACAAAGACUCACUAUGUGGUGUCAUCGCUAUGACCUUUGCUCCCACCCAGGCCUUGGCUACCACGUCAAUGAUGCCACUGUCUGUGUCUGUUUGGAACGGUUCAUAAACACACUCGAGGACAGGAAAAUGACAAAAGUAUUUUUUAACUUUUCCACAUCAUCCAUUAUAUAGUUCUGUUUGCAAAUUCGUGUUAGCCAGCAUGCCAGAGACACAACGUAGCAAACUGCAGAACACAACUUUAGUCACUUUGUGAACACUUGUGGUGUUGUGUGUACCAGGCAGUGACUGGGCACCAGCAAACAGAGUCAUUUAUUUUGUCAUCCAGCAAUGUUAAUAUACAAACUAUUCAGGUCAAUUUACAUAAAGCAAUCUGUGAGUUUUAUUGUUGGAUAUGUAUGUAUUAUAUUCCCUGUAUUGGCCACACAAAAAAUGUGAAAAUAUGAAUAAAAUGCAAAAGUUUAUCUAUCCUGUACAUGUCAGAGGCGGAGCCUAUCCGUGCAGUCAUUGGCUGAGAGGCGGGCUCAUCAGCUGUACUAAUACGUCUGGAUCACUGAACUCUAUAACUGGAAGGGCCCCGAUCGCUUGCUGCGCAUUGGAGGCUUGAAGCCACCGGAAGUAUAGAAGUCGCCAUGUUGUUUCACCCAAAACAAGAAAACCUCAGAACUAAGAGGAGUUCGAGAUGCCGUCUUGUGCUGCUAUUAAUUGCACAAAUCGUGAUACUCGUGAAAAUCAAGAGAAGGGGCUUACAUUUCACAGAUUUCCACAUUGUACUGCUCAACUUCCAAAGCAAUGGGUAGUAAAUUUGCGGAGAGACAGGUGGAUUCCUGCAGCCAGAUCGCAACACUGUUCAAGUCAUUUCACUGAGGAGAACUUCGACAGGACCGACCAGACUUUUAGAUUGCGACAAAAUGCAGUUCCAACAAUAUUUGACUUUUCUAAUCAUCUUCUAAAGGUAUGCGUUGCAUUUAACUUUGAUACUACGUAGAUGCUUAUCAUAGCAAAUACCUUGUGAACACUGAAAUUGAGUUGUUAUGCGU
Dunckerocampus dactyliophorus (ringed pipefish) is the source of this 3195-nucleotide messenger RNA. RefSeq names its product potassium inwardly rectifying channel subfamily J member 11, like (gene kcnj11l). Lineage: Eukaryota; Metazoa; Chordata; Actinopteri; Syngnathiformes; Syngnathidae. Gene Ontology annotation, cellular component: plasma membrane. The record is from RefSeq and is a predicted model, not a curated record. Gene Ontology annotation, biological process: regulation of monoatomic ion transmembrane transport; potassium ion import across plasma membrane. Gene Ontology annotation, molecular function: inward rectifier potassium channel activity. The transcript has 7 exons. The coding region runs from base 137 to 1411 and encodes 424 amino acids.